This is a messenger RNA of Eucalyptus grandis, 2879 nucleotides long. RefSeq names its product probable disease resistance protein At5g66900. NCBI's taxonomy places the organism in Eukaryota, Viridiplantae, Streptophyta, Magnoliopsida, Myrtales, Myrtaceae. The transcript is spliced from 5 exons. The record is from RefSeq and is a predicted model, not a curated record. Gene Ontology annotation, biological process: defense response to fungus. Bases 289 to 2748 code for a protein of 819 amino acids. Gene Ontology annotation, molecular function: ADP binding.
AACAUGCCAGGCGCGAGGAUAGACUUCCACUGCCUCUUUGACCAAGAGAGUCUCUCUUACCUUUUCCUCGUAACUUUCUCCAUCGUUCCUUCAAAGACCAAGAAGCUCCUCUUCCUCUUCCUUCUUGCCUCUUCGAAAAACCCAGAACCAAAAAAGAAAAAAAAGAACAGAGGGAAAGAUCAUCUGCAAAUCUCGGGACGUGGGUCUCAGUUCUGGCAUCUUUGGUGAUUCAUCGAAAGUUUGGGAUUCCUUUGCUUGUUUGGUCUGUGAAGACAGAAAGAACAAGAUAUGGGAAUUGAUGUUGGAGGAGCUGCUGUGGGAGCAGCAUUCAAUGAGCUGUUCACGGCCGUUAGAGAGGUGGUGCAAACCAUCAAAGCCUUUGGUCUCCAGCUCAAGAAGAUCGAAAACACCUUGGGCAGAAUAGAACCAAUCAUUAGGGAUUGGGACGAGUUCAACAACCGGCUGGACCGUAAUCCGAAAGAGAUGCGUCCGAUCAAGGAACUAUUGAAUAAAGGCAAAGGACUGGUCCAGAAGUGCUCAAGUAUCCACCGGUUCAACAUGCGCAAGAAGUAUACGCACUCCAAGAAGCUGAAGGCAUUCGAUGCAGAAUUACUGGGUGAUUUCAAUCUUUACAUCGGCCUGCUGGAUGCAAGAAACAACGGCGAGACGUUGUACGAGGUGAGGGAGAUGAGGACAGAAUUCGACAGGUUGAUUAGUUCCCGCAAAGCAAACGGUGUUGUCCUCCAGAGUGGAUUCGGGGCUUCAGGCAACCUCGCGGUCCCUGACGCGCCCGAUUUCGUUGUUGGGUCAGUGGUGGAGGCGUCCUUGAGGAAGCUCAGGGAGCAGUUGCUGGAGGAGGGAGUGUCUGUGAUUGUUGUGACUGCCCCGGGCGGGUGCGGGAAGACGACCCUGCUUAAGAAAUUGUGUCAUGACAUUGAUAUCGAAGGCAAAUUCAACAUCAUGUUCGUCCCUGUCUCGAAGAAGCCCACCCUGACAGACAUCGUCCGGAAAAUGAUUCAACAUAAUGGUUUAGAUGUACCUGAGAUUGUAACAGAAGAUGAUGCAGUUCGUUACUUGCAGCAACUGCUCAUCAAAAUAGGCCAAAAUCCUGUGUUGCUUGUGCUGGACGAUGUUUGGACCGACUCGCAAUCCAUAAUUGAGAAAUUUGUCUUCAAGAAGAUCAAACAUUACAAGAUUGUGGUGACAUCAAGAUAUGAAUUUCCUAAUGUUGAUCUUGUGCAUCACCUGAACCCAUUGCCUCAUGAGGAAGCCCUGGAACUUUUUCAUCGAUCUGUUACUGUCGAUGGUAGAAGGUUGGUUGCGCCAGAUGAUGAGCUCUGGGAUAAGAUAGUGAAACGCUGUAAGGGAUUGCCAUUGGCUCUUACGGUCGUUGCCAAGUCUCUCCGAGGAAAGGAUCGUUCGUUUUGGGAAACAAAGCUUCUUAAUUUGUCCCAUUUGGGUUUGGACAGUGACAUUCUAGAUUGCCUCAGAAAGAGUUUGGAUGACUUGGAUGGUAACACUUCGAUCAAGGAGCGUUUCAUGGACCUUGGCUCAUUUCCAGAGGAUCGCAAGAUUCCUGCCACUGCCCUUAUUGAUAUGUGGGUGGAGUUGUACAGGCAAGAUUUCGAUGGCACACUCGCCAUUAAUGACCUCCAUGAACUCUUUUACAGGAACCUAGCUGAUCUUGUAAUCACCAGGAGAGAUUCAAAUGAGGACGAGGACAAAUGUUACAGCAGCCACUAUGCUACGCAACACGAUCUGCUCAGAGAGUUGGCUAUCAUGGAGUGCAACCAGGGGGAUGUAGAGAACAGAAAGAGACUCAUUGUGGACUUAACCACAAAUAAUUUUCCUGAUUGGUGGAGUAAGCAAAAGCAACCGACUCUUAGUGCUCAUCUAGUGUCAAUCUCCACAGAUGGAAGAUUCUCACCACCUUGGCCGGAUCUUCAAUUACCUGAAGCUGAGGCUCUUGUCUUGAACUUCGAGACCAACCAAACCAAGACUUAUGCUUUGCCGGAUUUUAUUGAGAAAGCAGAUAAGCUCAAAGCCUUAAUAGUAACAAACUAUAGCUUCUUUCCAGCUGAGCUACGCAAUUUCCAUAUGGUUGGGUCUAGUUUAAGGAGGAUUAGGCUCGAACGUGUCAUGGUUUCUUUCCAAAGCAUGGGAAAACUACGCUUGCAUAGUCUACAAAAGAUGACUUUUUUCAUGUGUGAAAUAGGGCAGGCUUCAACGUCGAACGACGCCAAAAUCUCCGAUGCAAUGCCAAACUUAAUGGAGCUCGACAUCGACUAUUGCAAUGAUCUCGUGACAUUACCAGAUGGCAUCUGUGAGAUAAAGCCUCUAAAGAAGCUUAGCAUCACAAAUUGCCAUAAUUUCUCUACACUCCCAGAACAGCUUGGGCAAUCGACUUCCCUUGAAGUGGUUAGGCUUAAUUCAUGCACAAAUUUGUUGCAAUUACCAAUCUCAAUUGGAACUCUCCAAAAAUUGAUCUCUCUCAAUAUAUCCGAUUGCUUGAGCUUGAGUACUUUGCCCAGUCAAAUUGGUCAACUAAAUAAUCUCAAGAGGAUAAAUAUGAGAGGAUGUCUGAGAUUGUCUAUGCUGCCACGGUCAAUUGUAAGGUUGAGGAACCUGAAGAAGGUGAUUUGCGACAAAGAAAUAGAAAUCUUGUGGGAGCCUCUCAAGUACAGUCUCAAUAGUUUGAAUAUAAUGGUACCUGAAGAAGAGGCUAACUUAGAUUGGUUGUGUGAUUAAGAAUGAGGCAAUCAACUGAUCUUUGAGCUUUUUGUAUAUGUUAAAGUGUUGUCUUUGAACCAUUUUAUUUAUUGGUUUCUUUUUAGCUGUUUGUUCUAUUUAUUUCCUAUAGUUUGCGCUUAUUAUUAUUA